Messenger RNA from Acipenser ruthenus (sterlet), 1194 nucleotides. Its product is annotated as T-box transcription factor TBX1-like. NCBI's taxonomy places the organism in Eukaryota, Metazoa, Chordata, Actinopteri, Acipenseriformes, Acipenseridae. Gene Ontology annotation, cellular component: nucleus. Gene Ontology annotation, molecular function: DNA-binding transcription factor activity, RNA polymerase II-specific; RNA polymerase II cis-regulatory region sequence-specific DNA binding. The transcript has 8 exons. The record is from RefSeq and is a predicted model, not a curated record. Gene Ontology annotation, biological process: regulation of transcription by RNA polymerase II; positive regulation of DNA-templated transcription; cell fate specification. Bases 1 to 1083 code for a protein of 360 amino acids.
AUGCAGCCCUGCUCAGUUCACACGGAAUUGGGAGACGUGUCUUGCUACUCCCCUCUGCACCCUCCCAAUCCACCCCACUAUGCUGAUCGCUACCUGGACUCCUGUGCCCUUCGUGAGACGCAUGGUCACCCGCCCCUCAGGGCCUCCCUGCCGCAGGGGGUGGCGUCGGCAGGGGGAGGCGUGCGGAAGAGCCUCAAGGUGACCAGUAUUGGGGUGCAGCUCGAGAUGAAGGGGCUCUGGGACAAGUUCAACCAGCUGGGCACUGAGAUGAUUGUCACCAAGGCAGGCAGGCGCAUGUUCCCAACAUACCAAGUGAAGAUUCUCGGGAUGGACCCAGCGUCUGACUACGUGCUGCUGAUGGACUUCACCCCCCUCGAUGACAAAAGAUACAGGUACGCGUUCCACAGCUCCUCCUGGCUGGUUGCUGGCAAGGCUGAUCCUGCUGCCCCGGGCCGAGUGCACUUCCACCCCGACUCCCCUGCGAAAGGUGCUCAGUGGAUGAAGCAGAUUGUCUCCUUCGAUAAGCUCAAACUCACCAACAACCUGCUGGAUGACAACGGACACAUCAUCCUGAACUCCAUGCAUCGCUACCAGCCACGCUUUCACGUGGUCUAUGUGGAUCCUCGUAAAAACAGCGAGCGGUAUGCCGAGGAAAACUUCAAAUCAUUCCUGUUCGAGGAGACGAGAUUCACUGCUGUGACCGCCUACCAGAACCACAGAAUCACCCAGUUAAAGAUCGCCAGUAACCCCUUUGCCAAGGGCUUCCGAGAGUGUGACCCCGACUGGUCUAACAGGAACAGCAAUCUGCCCCUGACCAUCCCCUACUGCCGGCCAAGGGGAGGCCCCCACAGCAAGCAGCAGCACCCGGGCUCCUGUUUGGAUUCGCUUGGUCAAGGUUUGCCCCUGGAUUUGCCCACCUCUAGUGUCUCCUCUCAGGCUUUUCUAGCUGCCCCUCUCCCUCUGAGCCCUUCCUCCUACAGAUACCCCCCCUACACAACCCCCUGCCUGGGGGGGCGAGAGCGAGCAGCCCUGCACCCACUGGGAAUGUCACAUCAAGCCCUGUCUUUUCACGACACACAGUGACCCCGCUCCCUGGGAUUCAGGAGCUAGUAGAGGAUUGGGUGCAGAUGUGAGCAAUUGAUUUGGUGUCUCUUGUGUCCGCGGAACUCUCCCUGUGACAUCACUGUUCUGUUU